Olea europaea var. sylvestris is the source of this 1419-nucleotide messenger RNA. RefSeq names its product protein GRAVITROPIC IN THE LIGHT 1-like. The transcript has a single exon. The record is from RefSeq and is a predicted model, not a curated record. Lineage: Eukaryota; Viridiplantae; Streptophyta; Magnoliopsida; Lamiales; Oleaceae. Bases 1 to 1419 code for a protein of 472 amino acids. Gene Ontology annotation, biological process: response to red or far red light; negative gravitropism.
AUGGAACCCUCACCGCAAAUCUCCGAGAUGUUUCAGAAAUUCGCCCUUGCUGUCAAGGCUAAGACCUACGAGCUCUUCGCUGAGGAUGAAAAUCAAGAUUCCGUCUCCGCCGCUGACGCUGAUGUUAUCUCUUUGUUAGACUCUGCGGAGGAGUUCAUCCCCGACCAGAAAGUGGUCGUCAUCAAGCCUGAUAGGGAUUAUGACCCGGACCCGGAUUCUUCCCACCUGACCCGAACCGUAGUUCAUUCAAUCUUCGCCACCGUCUCUUCUUUCGAAGCCUCGUAUUUGCAGUUCCAAACGGCCCAUGUUCCCCAAAUUGACCAAAACGCCCUUCAACAAGCUGAUAAAUCGCUCGUCUCAAUUCUCCAGAAAUUGUCUGAAAUGAAGAAUAUCUAUAAGAAUUCUAAGAAAACGAGCUCGGGUUUGCCCGGAGAUUUUGAGUUUCCUGCUGUGUCAUUUUUGGAAUUUCAAGUGCAGGAGAAUCAGAGCAAGCUCAGGGUUCUGGAGACCAUGGUAAAUUCAUUGCAAUCAGAGAUUGAUGCUAAAGAUGAUGAUGUCUUGGUUUUGAGGAAAAAAUUCGACAAAAUUCAGGGGUUUAACUUGAAUUUAUCAAAACAAUUGGAGUCGAAAAAGGAAAAAAAGGAUUCUGGUACUGAUGUUUUAUUAACAAUUCGAGUUUUUGAGGCUAUGUUGAAUGAUUCGGUUAAAUCUUUGCGAUGUUUUACAAAGUUGUUGAUUGAUUUGAUGAGAAAAGCAGGAUGGGAUUUGGAGAAAGCUGCCAAUUCCGUUUAUUCAGACAUUGAUUAUGCGAAAAAGGGACAUUUCCGGUACGCAUUUUUGUCAUAUGUUUGCUUGGGAAUGUUUAAGAAUUUCGAUAAGAAUGAUUUUGGAUUAGGUGAUAGUCAAGUAACGUGUAAUGGAAAUGGUUCAAUACAUGUUGGAAAUAGUACAAUUCACAAUGGUUAUUUGAGAGAAUUAAUCGAACACGUUUCGAGUAAUCCGAUGGAAAUCUUGAGUAAGAAUCCAAAAUGUGAGUUUUCGCGGUUUUGUGAGAAGAAAUAUGAGGAAUUGAUUCAUCCGACUAUGGAAUCCUCGUUGUUUGAUAACUUAGAUAGGAAGGAAAAGGUGUUGGAUUCAUGGAAAUCAUUGAGCGUAGUUUACGAGUUAUUUGUUAGAAUGGCGGGCUCUAUAUGGUUGCUUCAUACAUUGGCCUAUUCGUUUGAUCCCGUGGUAGAGAUAUUUCAGGUCGAGAGAGGUAAAGAUUUUUCGAUGGUGUACAUGGAAGAUGUUUUGGGAAAACGUAGUUUUGGGGGAAAGAUGAGGCCUCAGGUUGGGUUCACAGUCGUGCCGGGGUUUAAAGUUGGAAGGACUGUGAUUCAGUCACAGGUUUAUCUCACUGGCUUAAAGUGUACAGAGUAG